AUGCCAGAUGUCCCACACCCCACGGAAUCGUCUCCGCCCGACGACAGAAGACCGAACUUCCAGGCUGUCUCGGACAAGAGUAUAUUAACCCUCGACGAAAGAGAGAGGUAUUGGACUCAGGACGUCGACAGUGUGGCCACAAUCGAGCGUCCUGAGCAUCCCAGUGAUGAGGCUGGUGAAAGGGCUCACUCGUCGCCGCCUUGCGAAUAA
This is a messenger RNA of Aspergillus luchuensis, 210 nucleotides long. RefSeq lists its product as uncharacterized. The record is from RefSeq and is a predicted model, not a curated record. The coding region runs from base 1 to 210 and encodes 69 amino acids. NCBI's taxonomy places the organism in Eukaryota, Fungi, Ascomycota, Eurotiomycetes, Eurotiales, Aspergillaceae. The transcript has a single exon.